GUGGUGGAGUCUCCUUCUUUGGAGGUCUUUAAGCAGAGGCUUGACAGGCAUAUGUCAAGAAUGCUUUGAUGGUGUUUCCUGCUCGGCAGGGGGUUGGACUGGAUGGCCCUUGUGGUCUCUUCCAACUCUAUGAUUCUAUGAUUCACAGCGGCCGACCAGGGGCCCCUUUGCAGGGGGUUGGACUAGAUCAGGCACCCCCAAACUUCGGCCCUCCAGAUGUUUUGGACUACAAUUCCCAUCUUCCCCGACCGCUGGUCCUGAUAGCUAGGGAUCAUGGGAGUUGUAGGCCAAAACAUCUGGAGGGCCGCAGUUUGGGGAUGCCUGGACUAGGUGGCCCUUGGGUCCCUUCCAGCUAUGAUUCUAUGAAACCCACAUGCCGGAUCCGAGCAUGAGAGCCGCUCUCCCCUCCUGCGGUUUCCAGCAAAUGGCAUUGACAAACACCCCUCCUUCCUUCCUCCUUCCUGUUUGGCACCCGCUUGGGCAUUUCAAUAAGGCCAAGUGAGUCACCCGGGGCGAUUCCUUCUCCUUGUGCGGCGACCUCUGCGACCGGCCUGGGGUCACAUAAGAAAGAGCCUGCUGGAUCGGACUCGAAGGGGGCCCACCUAGCCCAGCCUCCUGCUCAAAUGCCGCUAAGAACCUAGGAAUCCAGAUAGACUGCCUGUGAACCUGGAAGAUCCAUGAGAAGUGCCAGAUGCAGGUGAAACUUGGCAAAUUAGAAUAUCGUCGAAAAGUGCAUUUUUUCCAGUAAUGCAACUUAAAAGGUGAAACCAAUAUAUGCAUCCCCAAACUGCGGCCCUCCAGAUAUUUUGGACUACAAUUCCCAUAUUCCCUGACCACUGGUCCUGUUAGCUAGGGUUCAUGGGAGUUGCAGGCCAAAACAUCUGGAGGGCCGCAGUUUGGGGAUGCCUGAAUAGAUGCAUGACAUGCAAAGCAAGAUAUGUCAAGUCUUUAUUUGUUGUAAUUGUAAUUAUUUGUCGUUAGGCAGGUCAGUUUAUAAAUGGAGUGUAAUUAAUGAAAUGUAAGAGCGAUGUUUAUUUUUGUUCAUUUUUCUAUUAUUGUAACUAUUUGUUUUAUUACUGUCGAAUUUCCAAAAGAAAGCAUUUGUAAAAAUUAAAAUAAAAAAAAAAUAACAAGUUGCAUUACUGAAGCAAAUGCACUUUUCGACGAUAUUCUAAUUUUCCGAGUUUCACCUGUAGAGGGAUCAGAGCCAAAGGGGGCACAGCCGAGGGGAUUUGGCCACUGGACUAGAUAGUCCCCCUUUGACCUGAUCCCAGCAGUCAGACUCCUGCCUUGGAGAGGGUUGGGCUAGAUGGCCCUUGGGUGUCCCUUCCAGUGCUUUGGAAGAACUUCCUGGCAGAAAAAUCUGUUGGGCGGAUUUUUUCAGAAGGUAGUGGGCUCUCUUUUCUUGGAGGUUUUCAAGCAGAGGUUGGGGGAGGCCAUCUGCCAGGGGUUCUUCAGCUGCGAUUCCUGCAUUGCAGCGGGUUGGACUGGAUGACCCCUGGGGAUACCUUCUAACUCUACCAUCCUUCAAUUCCAAAAUUAAAUUGCCCUAACCCAUGCCAUAAACAAAAAAGAAACCCAGUUGCAGGAUGUGCAUUUAUUCAUUUUUUAAAUUUAAUCUCUGGACACCCUCCGGGGAGUUCCCUUUCCAGCUUAUCUGAGGGUCUGGCGGCUGAUAUUUGUCACUGUUGCAAAAAAGGGUGCUUUCCCGCGAGAUCCUUGGUGUGCAGGAACUGAGAAUAUGAGCCUUUGGAGAGUCCAUACUUCCCUCCGACAAAGGGUUUACAAAAGCUGAGGCGAAGGGGGCUUCCAUCCCGGGCUGGCAGCAUGUCUUAUUUCGCGGAGCAUUUCUGGGGCGAGAAGAACCAUGGCUUUGACGUCCUCUAUCACAACAUGAAGCAUGGCCAGAUCUCAGCGAAGGAGCUAGCGGACUUUGUGCGGGAGAGGGCGGCUGUAGAGGAGACCUAUGCCAAGUCUAUGGCCAAGAUGUCCAAGAUGGCCGGAAACAGCACUCAGCUGGGGACUUUUGCCCCGCUCUGGGAGGUCUUCCGCAUCUCAUCGGAUAAGCUGGCGCUGUGCCACGCGGAGCUGGUGAAGAAGCUGCAGGAUUUGAUCAAGGAGAUCGGGCGCUAUGGGGACGAGCAGCUGCGGGCACACAAGAAGUCCAAGGAUGAGGUGGCCGGGACCCUGGAAGCGGUCCAGAUCCUGCAAGGAGCCGCUCAGCACCUCCCAAAAGCCAAGGAGACUUACAGCAGCCGCUGCCAAGAGCUGGAUCGCUUGCGGAGAGAAGGAGGCAGCCAGAAGGAGAUCGACAAGGCUGAACUGAAGUCGCGGAAGGCGGUGGAGGCCCUGCGGAGGGCCGUGGAGAAGUACAAUGAAGCACGGAAUGACUUUCAGCAGAAGAUGCUCGACUCCGCCGUGCGCCUGCAGGAGGUGGAGGAAUCGCAUCUGGAGCAGAUGAAGGUCCUGAUUGGCUCCUACAUCCACUCAGUGGAAGACACCCACGUCCAGAUCGGGCAGGUCCAUGAGGAAUUCAAGCAGAACAUGGAGAACAUCGGAGUGGAGACCCUCCUGCGGAACUUCGCCGAGAGCAAAGGGACCGGGCGGCAUCCGCCGGGACCGCUGGAUUUUGAGGAGCUGAGCAUCAUUCCUGCGCAGGAAGGACCCAAGCGAACUCGCAGCAAAGCCUUCCGCAUCCCUGGCCUGAGCCGCAAAGAACGGGAGCGGGACUCUGUGGAGUCUCCAGACACCGAGUCAGGGCUCCCCGACGUGGACGAGGAAGGGUUCACCGUCCGGCCCGAAACAAAUCAGAACGGCGAACACCCCACCCGCUUCUGCUCCUCCAGCGACUCGGAUUACGAUGAUGAGGAGCCCCACAAGUUCUACAUCCGCAUCAAGCCAGUGCAGCCUCGGGAGCGGGCCAGCAGCGCCGCGGCUGUGGAGCAGCUCAAGGCCUCCGUGGGGAACCUCAUCCUGCCCCCCAGCGUGGGGUGCACAAUGAAGAGGCAUUCUUCCAGGCACCUGAAAGCACUUGCCUCGGCCUCAGCCGAGACGGAUUCUGACACGGCCCCUGCCCCAGGUGAUAAGUCCGGCAACCCGCAGGCACCUCUCUUCGGCACCCGUAUGAAAAGCUGUGACAGCAAACCUGAGACCGAUGUUCUCCCUGCCAGCGCCCUGUUUGGCCCCCCGCUGGAGUCAGCCUUUGAAAACGAGGAGUUUUCAGCAGCCCCCCGCUCUUACCUCUUGGCCUCCAGCCCAUCCCCCUUCUCUUCCUCGUCCCCCGAGAACGUGGAAGACUCUGGCCUGGACUCCCCGUCUCACCUGGCCACCGGCCCCUCCCCGGACGCCCGCCUCUGGAGCCCCCGGCCUGGCACCCCACAGAGCCCCCCUGGAAAGCGCCCCCCCAAGGAUGGACCCCGUUGCUGCCAGCCAGCUGACGACACCCCCGACCCGUGGCUCCCCCAGCCGGACUCCCAGGAGCUCCCCGAGUGGACCGACUCCGUCUUGGCCUGGCCCCCCACCCCGGCGCCCCCCAACAACCCCCCGGGCCGGCACGAGUCCCCCUUCACCGACCCCUUCUUGGAGGCUGCAGCACCCGGGGGUCGGCGGGGCUGGUCGGCUGCGGAGUGUCCCCCGCAGGGUGGCGAGCGCGACAGUUGCCUCUCCUCGAACUCGGCCUCCUCCUCCUCCUCGUCCCCAGCACCCCCUAGCAGCGGAGACUCCACCAGCCCGUCUCCUUGGGCGCCACGGGGCAGAGAGUUGGAGGGCGCCCCCCCAGACAUGCCAUCGGACCCCGCUUCUCUCCCUCUGUCCGCUGCACCUGGAUUGACCCCGAUGGUGGCCCCCCCUCGGCGAUGCCGUGCAAAACGGCCCUCGGCAGUCUCAACCGGCAGCGACACGCCCCGCUCGCUCAGCCCCUCGCGUCUCUGGGCCUUGUCGACCCCGCAGAGUUCGGCUGGAAUGACGGAGCGGGCCUUCUUCAUGGCCACACAGCCGGGACUCGGCGUCUCACGGGGUCCAUCUCCCGUUGUCCUGGGUGCGCAGGGUGCUCUCCCUGUGGCGACGGCCUUCACGGAAUACAUCCACGCCUAUUUCAAAGGUCGCAGCCCAGAUAGCUGCCUGGUCAAGAUCACGGGAGAGCUGACCAUGUCCUUCCCGGCGGGGAUCCUGCGCGUCUUUAGCAGCGCCCCUGCGCCCCCCGUCCUCAGCUUCCGCCUGCGCCACACGGCCGCCAUCGACCAGUUCCUUCCCAACACCGAACUCCUCUUCAGUGACGCCUCGCAGAGUGACUCCCACAUCAAGGACUUCUGGCUCAACAUGGCCGCCCUCACUACACACCUCCAGAAGCAGGCGGAGCAGGCGCCGGGCGCCCCGUACUACAACGUCACCCUCCUCAGAUACCAGUACUCCAAGCAAGGCCCACGCUGGGCCCCCUUGCAGCUCUCCGUGGACUGGGCAUGUGGGUCUGAGGCCACGCGGGUACGCAUCGACUACAGCUACAACACGGGCGCUUUGGCCUCGGCUGCGGCCCUCGGCAACGUCCAGAUCCUCCUGCCCAUCGAAGAACCGGCUGCCAACGUCCAGCCGCAGCCGAGCGCUUCAUGGAACCUGGAGGAGAAGCGAUUGCUGUGGCGGCUCCUGGACCUCCCUGGCACCCAAGGGCACCCAGCAUCCGGCCGCCUCCUGGCCAGCUGGGAACCCCUGACUGGUCCCAGCAAGCCCAGCCCGGUGGCAGCCCAGUUCACCAGCGAGGGGAGCACCCUUUCCGGGGCAGAUGUGGAGCUGGUGGGCAGCGGGUACCGCAUGUCGCUGGUCAAGAAGAGGUUCGCCACAGGGAUUUAUCUUGCCGGCUCCUGAUCAGACCCCGUCCCAGCAGUCGCCUCCGGUUUGUUCCAAAAGUGUGUCUUGCGACAGGAAGGAGAUGUUUGCGUGUUUUUAAAUUAUUAUUUUUUGCCUGGAUUUUAAAACACUGGAGUUGGGGUGAGAGAAGCAGCCACCCCGGGAAUGGAAGAAUCGAGGAGUGCGCAGUUCAAGGCGGAAGGGAUUUUGCACCACAAAUCUCUCCAUAUUAUUUUUUAUUGUUAUUUUGUAUGCUCCAUCUUUCAUUCCUAAGCUGCGUCAGAUGCCCAGAAGUCGGGAGGUGGGCGCUCUCUCAUUUUCCAAGCUGCUAAGGUUGAAGAAGAAAAAAAUAAGGGUGGGGGAGACAAUUGCUGUUGGAAAAGUUGCUCUUUUAAUAAUAAAAAACCACUUGUUUUUCUAAUAA
Messenger RNA from Zootoca vivipara (common lizard), 5263 nucleotides. It is a transcript of the gene FCHO1, whose product is annotated as FCH and mu domain containing endocytic adaptor 1. Gene Ontology annotation, cellular component: plasma membrane; clathrin-coated vesicle; cytoplasm. The record is from RefSeq and is a predicted model, not a curated record. Gene Ontology annotation, biological process: clathrin-dependent endocytosis; clathrin coat assembly. Lineage: Eukaryota; Metazoa; Chordata; Lepidosauria; Squamata; Lacertidae.